Molecule: messenger RNA, 873 nt
Organism: Opisthorchis viverrini
Lineage: Eukaryota; Metazoa; Platyhelminthes; Trematoda; Opisthorchiida; Opisthorchiidae
Exons: 6
Source: RefSeq, a predicted model, not a curated record
AUGGUAGAGGGUUACGAAAUAGGAUACAAAAAGUCCGUGUCACUUUCCAGGAUUGAGAUCGGACGCUGCAAGAUAUGGUUACAAAUCGACGUCGGUGAUGCUCUUCUUGUCGGUUUUCAUCCACGUUGCCUGAAUGAGUGCUUUAAUUUCAAUUUUCCACUUAUCAACUAUAAGGCACGUGAAUAUCAUCGUCAUCAUCGACAGCAUGACAUCAGUGUUCAACACCGACGCUUCACUGCCGUAUGUGCAAUUCAUGGUUGCACGUGGGCUGGGAUACUGCCAGGGCGCCCACACUUAGACAGGAGGACGAUUAGGGUCCUCAACCAAAGCCUUUGGCUCAAAAGCCUAACCGCAAGGCAGCGGUGUUUGGCGAGAAAUGCAAAUGCAUUACCAUUUCUACGGAAGAAGUUGCCACAUGUUCCAACCCCCAAUCUGGAGGGCCAGGUGACUGUGUUCGUCAGACCUCUAACCAUUGACCAACCUGGUAUGACUCUGACACUCUCCAGUAUAGCUCAAUGGAUCGCUGAGGUGCGCAAACCGUCACACCACGGUAAGGUCCAGUCUCUUUGUGACGGAAGUUCAUGUAGUUUCAUGUGCUACGCAUGCCAAAACACCGUCUACCGAGACGAGUGUUGUUCUCCGUGCCUCCUUCAGGAUGGCGCAAACCGCGAGUUUCAUGUGCUACGCAUGCCAAAACACCGUCUACCGAGACGAGUGUUGUUCUCCGUGCCUCCUUCAGGAUGGCGCAAACCGCGAGGUGGACAGCACAUGACUUGGCAGAAAGGUGUCAAAGAGAUCACGAAGAGUUUGGGUGUUGUUGGGGUUGUGCGACUUCCAGGAUGGGGUCCCUGUGACCCCAUCUGUGCUCUUCAC